CAAGGAUUGAGGAAGUCGAAUGUGUGCACAGCAAGCUUUAGGAUGGGAACGGACUGCCACUUUCGGGGGUCAGAGAAAGGGCCACACAACAUGAGAACCCACGGGAUCAUAAUACUUUUGUUCUUCGACUCCUGUCUCCAAUCUGUGAACGGAUACCUGAGCUCUCCCCAUGUGGGCCAGGAGCCUCCGUACACCCGAGAUGCCCAGCAGAGUCCUGUUAUCACCAGCCCUGUAGCUCCAGCUGCCACUCUGGCAUCUCCAGGGGAUAUACCCAGCUACACUUCCAAGUGUCCAAGUGGUGGCCUGUGCACAAAGUUACCUGCUGACUGCAUAAACUGCACCACUCAUUACAACUGCACCUAUGGAAAGCCAGUCUCUUUCUCCUGUAGACCCAGGAGCGGUGUCCACUGCGUUGGGGAGUCGGGACAGCAGCUGACCAACUUCACCCUCACCAUGACCUGCCAGUUUUGUUGGCAGCUGGAGCCCUCACAGUACCGGUGCACCAACUCCACCAACUGCAUGACAGUGGCCUGUCCCCGCAAGCGCUACAAUGCCACGUGCACUGUGCUGGACCACGUGCACUGCCUGGGGCAGAGAGAAUUUCGUAAACGUCUGUACUGCAACUGGACAGGGGGUUACAAGUGGUCAACAGCACUAGCACUGAGUAUUACGCUAGGCGGGUUUGGAGCUGACAGGUUCUAUCUGGGCCAGUGGAGAGAAGGCCUUGGGAAACUUUUCAGCUUUGGGGGACUAGGCAUCUGGACAUUAAUCGACGUGCUACUCAUCGGUGUGGGCUACGUGGGUCCUGCAGACGGCUCACUUUACAUCUGAGCAGAAAAAAGUGACUGGGCAGCUGCAGGUUUAGCGUCCUGCUCACAUAUGACUAUGUAACUUUUAUCACUUCAACCAAGAUGUUUCUUUUCACACAUGCCUUGGUACAACUCUCAUUGCAACACACUGCACUAUCCUGUCUGCCCCAGAAUCGACUCAUGAGAGACAUCUUUACCUGCAUUUGUCACCCCACUUGUCCCUCACCCUGACUGUUUGUCUCCCCAUGGUAUAAUUUAUUAUUUCCGUUUUCUGUAGUUGACCUUGCUGUGGAAAAGGGAAAGAGGGAUUGAGUUACACAGAUUAGUGCUGGGAGGUGUGUGCAGUUUGUGUUGGGUUGUUCUGCAGUACCCCAUUACUUUAGUCCAUUUGAGACUUAGAAUGCCCAGCAGUGCAGUGGUGUAAAUGUACCUGUUUUGAAGUGGAGCAUGAUAGAUGGUAAGCUGGUCCCCUGCAGUGCACCUGGUUACAGUCUUCUCAGUACUCUGUGAAAACAGGAUCAGUAUUUAGUCUGACCUUUUCAAG
This is a messenger RNA of Megalops cyprinoides (Indo-Pacific tarpon), 1353 nucleotides long. RefSeq names its product TM2 domain containing 3 (gene tm2d3). The coding region runs from base 43 to 831 and encodes 262 amino acids. The record is from RefSeq and is a predicted model, not a curated record. The transcript is spliced from 6 exons. NCBI's taxonomy places the organism in Eukaryota, Metazoa, Chordata, Actinopteri, Elopiformes, Megalopidae.